AAGGAGCUGCCGGCUCCAGGCUAGCCGACCCGCACCAUGCCCCGCAUCGAUGCGGACCUCAAGCUGGACUUCAAGGAUGUCCUCCUGCGACCCAAGCGCAGCAGCCUCAAGAGCCGAGCAGAGGUGGAUCUGGAGCGGACCUUCACAUUUCGAAACUCCAAGCAGACCUACUCAGGGAUUCCCAUCAUUGUGGCCAACAUGGACACUGUGGGGACAUUUGAGAUGGCAGCGGUGAUGUCACAGCACUCCAUGUUUACAGCAAUUCACAAGCAUUACACCCUGGACGACUGGAAGCUCUUUGCCACUGAUCACCCAGAAUGCCUGCAGCAUGUAGCCGUGAGCUCCGGCAGUGGGAAGCAUGAUCUGGAAAAGAUGAGCAGCAUCCUGGAAGCUGUGCCACAGGUUAAGUUUAUUUGCCUGGAUGUGGCCAAUGGCUAUUCGGAGCACUUUGUGGAAUUCGUGAAACUCGUCCGUGCCAGAUUUCCAGAGCACACCAUUAUGGCGGGGAACGUGGUGACAGGGGAGAUGGUGGAAGAGCUGAUUCUCUCCGGAGCAGAUAUAAUCAAAGUGGGAGUUGGACCAGGUUCCGUGUGCACCACCCGCACCAAGACGGGGGUGGGGUACCCCCAGCUGAGUGCCGUGAUUGAGUGCGCAGACUCUGCCCAUGGCCUGAAGGGGCACAUCAUCUCUAGCGUCGGAGGGCAAGACCGUGGAAGUGCCUUACAGAGGAGAUGUAGAAAACACGAUCCUGGAUAUUCUGGGGGGACUGAGGUCUACCUGCACCUACGUGGGGGCCGCCAAGCUCAAAGAGCUCAGCAAGAGGACGACAUUCAUCCGGGUGACCCAGCAGCACAACACGGUGUUUGGCUAACCUGGGGGCAGGUGCCGGCUGCUCACAGAAGCUUCCACACGCUGCGUUCACAUCCCCGUCCGUCUGUCCGUCCGUCUGGGCUUCGGGCUGCUCCUGAACGGUGGGACGCUGCCUCCCCUGCUGCCGCCCGGAAGCGCUGGGGUCCCCUGGUGCCUGUGGUGGGGCGGGAAGCAGAGCACAGAUAGGGUCAGUGGUCAGAGCCCAGCUGCCCGGAACUCAUAACCUCAUUGUUCAAACUAACACUCGUACCUUUUUCUUUCUUUUUUAAAAAGAAAAUGGUUUCACUUUAAUAUAAUGUUGUUACCUUAAGA
Myotis brandtii (Brandt's bat) is the source of this 1182-nucleotide messenger RNA. It is a transcript of the gene GMPR, whose product is annotated as guanosine monophosphate reductase. The coding region runs from base 37 to 1056 and encodes 339 amino acids. Gene Ontology annotation, biological process: nucleotide metabolic process. The record is from RefSeq and is a predicted model, not a curated record. The transcript has 7 exons. Lineage: Eukaryota; Metazoa; Chordata; Mammalia; Chiroptera; Vespertilionidae. Gene Ontology annotation, molecular function: GMP reductase activity. Gene Ontology annotation, cellular component: GMP reductase complex.